AAUCAGAACGACUGUAAGAUCUCACAGAAGCAGUUGUCGAGAGCAAAGCCUCAACCAUGCCAGCUAAAGCUCCCAUAAAAAAAUCCCCAGCAGCACAGGCUGCGACUAGCAAACCACAAGUAACUCCAGUGUCUGAACCUCCUGCACCGGUCCAAGAAGCCCCUGCCCCUGCCCCAGAGGUCCCAGCUCCUGUCCCCGAAGUUCCUGCUCCAACCCCUGAGGUCCCUGCUUCUGUCCAGGAGGAUGCUGCUCUUGCUCCAAAGACACCUGCGCCAACAACAGAGACAGUUGCCCCAGUGGUAGAAGCAGAAAUUGUAAGCCCUGAACCCCAACCAGAAGCCCCUAAAAAAGAACCUCCUAGUGCUCCUAAAGAUUUGGUAGUAGAUGAUGUUAAUGACUCUUCACUGUCACUGAAAUGGAAGGCUCCCGAGAGUGAAGGAUCGGCUGCUCUGGAUGGAUACCUACUGGAAUACCAAAAAGAAGGCAGUGAAGAAUGGAUUCAGGUGAACAAAGAGCCAAGUGUUUCUACCCGUUACCAAAUUACAAACCUGACCGCUGGUGAUAAGAUAUUGGUCCGUGUUAAAGCUAGUAGCGAGGCCGGAAGCAGUCCUCAUGUUUCUUUAGAAAACUUUGUGCAGAUUCGUGAAAUUGUGGAUCGCCCCAAAAUUCGUCUUCCAAGAUACCUUCGCCAAACAUAUAUCAAGCAAGUUGGAGAAGCAGUAAAUCUGGUGAUUCCAUUUCAGGGGAAACCAAAGCCUCAAGUAACCUGGUCCAAAAAUGGACAGCCACUGGAUCCCAAGUCUGCAAGCGUCAGGAAUGGCGAAACUGACACUAUUCUUUUCAUUCGCAAAGCUGAGCGCAAGGAUUCUGGGACAUACGAGCUGGUCGUAAAAAUAGACACAUUGGAAGACAAAGCCAAGAUUGACAUAAAAAUUGCUGAAUGUCCUAGUCCUCCAAAAAGCAUUAAACUGCUGGAUGUGUGGGGUUUUAAUGCUGCCCUUGAGUGGACACCACCACUGGAUGAUGGCAAUGCUGAAAUUAAAGGAUAUACUGUACAGAAGUCUGAUAAGAAAACUGGGGAAUGGUUUACUGUUCUUGAACAUUACCGCCAGACUAAUUGUACCGUAUCAGACCUGAUCAUGGGUAAUUCUUAUUAUUUCCGAGUGUUUGCAGAAAACUUGUGUGGUCUAAGCGAGAAAGCUGCAGUGACUAAAGAUUGUGCUGUUAUUAAGAAAACAGGAGUUACUUAUACUCCUCCUCAAUAUAAGCAACGUGAGAUUGAAGAGCCCCCCAAAUUUACCCAAGUGCUCAAUAAUAGAACAACCACCAAUGGCUAUAGCACUAAGUUGUUUUGUUGUGUGCGCGGCAGUCCAAGGCCAAAAAUUGUGUGGAUGAAAAAUCAGAUGGAAAUCGGGGAAGACCCUAAAUACCGAUGCCUUGUAAACCAUGGAGUGUGCUCUCUUGAAAUCCGCAAACCCUGUCCCUUUGAUGGUGGGGUGUACACCUGCAAAGCCAUCAACUCAUUGGGAGAAGCAUCUGUAGAUUGCCGACUUGAUGUAAAAGUGCCACAGUAGAAUAUCAUGAUAUUAUUUUGCUGUGAUCACUGAGUGCCGCUCCUUAUACCUCGAAAUCAAGAAAUACAUUUGAAUAUGCCAAUAACUAAUAGCACAAUAAGUCAAUGAAUGGAGUUUUCCUACAACAGCGAGUCAUCAAUAUGGUGUCUAUAUCUUGUCACACGCUCAAAAUAUAUGUUUGUGUAAACACCAUAGUUAAAAUGCAUUUAUUGCAUGUUAAAACAUAGAUGACUAACCAUGGAAUAUGUACAAAGACAAUUAGUUAAAUAAACCAAUAAAUACAUUAUAGUUACAUUUGAUCUUCUAAA
This is a messenger RNA of Spea bombifrons (plains spadefoot toad), 1882 nucleotides long. RefSeq names its product myosin binding protein H (gene MYBPH). The coding region runs from base 57 to 1574 and encodes 505 amino acids. The record is from RefSeq and is a predicted model, not a curated record. NCBI's taxonomy places the organism in Eukaryota, Metazoa, Chordata, Amphibia, Anura, Pelobatidae. Gene Ontology annotation, molecular function: protein binding. The transcript is spliced from 11 exons.